AUGCCACCCGCAUCAACUCAAGCGCGUGAUCCGGGACCGAAAUUGCCCCGAUUUGCUCUCAGUGUCACAUCUUUUGAGAGCAAGACAGCGGACGCUCAUGCUGUUGAACGUCCAACCCAAAGAGAUGAUGCUCGCAACGAUGAUCACGAGGACGCCGGCGCCUACGCUAGUGAGGCUCUAGGGAAAUUGCUCAGAGCGAACAGAAGCCUUCGCCCGGUCGAAGGCAAUCCGACCCCAAUCGAAUUUUGGCCGGAGGAUCAACUAAAGGAGCUGUUGACGGAGUCGUGUGUCAAAGAUGCUUUCAAGUGUCCUAAACUCACACGUCUUGCGGGCAGUGUUGAUACGAUCAUGGUGACACAUCUCAAGAUUUUGGCGAUUCUGGCUCUCGUAGAGAAGUUGAAAUAUAUCGGAGAAUUCAUGGAAAACCGUGUCUCCGACCAAGACCUGCCUUUAGUCGAAUGUACAACCGGGGACCCUGUGGAAUCACAUAUUGCCCAACGCAAGACACCAUGGCAACGGCUAGAGUUCCUAAAGAAGUUGAAAAUUGAUCAACGACGUUUAUUCUUACGCUACCAAUACUGCGUGUCGCCUCCUUCUUUAACAAUGGGGCCUGACGGAACGUCCGCUAGGCAUGAGGAGUUUCCGGACCAGACUAUCAUGCCUUGGAUUUCAGCACUCAAGAAAAAAGAGGAAGGAGGUUAUUCCCAAGUUUUUGAGGUAGACGUCCAUUCCUACUGUCAUGACUUUCGUGAGAUCCUCGAAUCAUUGUCUAUCCCGAGCGGCAACAGAUUCGCCGUCAAGAAACUUACGAAGGGAAAGAAUCAGACUGCAGCAGAUAUUCGCGUGAAGUUCGAAAACGAAAAGCAUAUGUUGGGACGGUUCAGAGGGCAUCCGCACUUGGUCACAAUGUUGAUGAGUUGGACUUUGAAAGAAGAAUACUACUUCUUGUUUCCGUUCGCUGAAUCCGACCUUGAUCGCUACUGGAAUGACGUAACGAACUGGAAUGCUCUCGGAUCUUCUGAUUCAGAGCGCUGCUAUGAGACUAUCCGCUGGAUCUCCGAGCAAGUUUACAAGAUGGUCGAAGCUCUGGAGCACAUUCACAAUCUCGACAAUGGUCUGACUGCAGACAAUAAAAGAUUCGGUAGGCACGGGGAUCUGAAGCCUGAGAACGUCUUGUGGUAUCGUUCUACGAAAGACGUCAGAGGUUUCUUCGUUAUAGCAGAUCUUGGUCUAGCUGCGUGUAAUACAGAACACAGCCGGUCGGGGAUUCCCAGCAACACCGUCGCAAGAACCCCGAACUAUCGAUCACCAGAAUGCGAUCUGGAGGACGGAAAGAUAUCUAGAUCAUACGAUAUCUGGACUCUCGGUUGCCUUCUUCUGGAAAUGGUUUGCUGGAUUGUUGGUGGACCUAUCUCCAGGAAAAUAUUUGCGAAUGAGCGUACAUCAGCAUAUGUUACGGGCAGCCAGUCUGAUAUAUUCUUUGACGUGGAAGAGAAGCGUGAUGGAACUGGCCAUGUUAUGUUCGUGAAGAGAAGUGUAGAGAAGGUCAGCAACAGACUUAAGUUCCCUGCGUACUGUGACUGA
This is a messenger RNA of Didymosphaeria variabile, 1584 nucleotides long. RefSeq lists its product as uncharacterized. The record is from RefSeq and is a predicted model, not a curated record. The transcript is spliced from 2 exons. Lineage: Eukaryota; Fungi; Ascomycota; Dothideomycetes; Pleosporales; Didymosphaeriaceae. The coding region runs from base 1 to 1584 and encodes 527 amino acids. Gene Ontology annotation, molecular function: protein serine/threonine kinase activity; ATP binding. Gene Ontology annotation, biological process: peptidyl-threonine phosphorylation; peptidyl-serine phosphorylation.